Messenger RNA from Rotaria sp. Silwood1, 1239 nucleotides. Lineage: Eukaryota; Metazoa; Rotifera; Eurotatoria; Philodinida; Philodinidae. The record is from the annotation of a GenBank genome assembly.
AUGCGUUCCCAAUUCAUUGUUCUACUUGUUGUCGGUCUUGUUGCAUCGACUCAUGCUUAUCAUCUUUCGGAUGCUAAAAAACGUUCAAUUGAGAGUGAUGCUCGUCUUUUCAAUGCUCUCCAAGAUUUCUUUAAUCAAGUUGUUCAUCCACCACUUAAUCAUGUUGUUCAAAGUUUGGCUUUGAUGGGUGCACAAGUUUUAGCUGGUAUCUCUCAAACUGGUAUUCCAACAAUCGGUGGUCGUACAGUUCAUCUAUCCGAACCUCAACUUCGAGGUAUCUUCGAUGAUUUAUGGCAAAAUGUUGUAAAACCACCUAUUGAACAAGCUCUUCAAGGACUUUCACUCAUGGCCGCUCAAGUUCUUGCUGGUGUUGGUACCAAUGGUAUUAACUUGUCAAAUAUCUUUGGUAAACGUGAUUUAAAUGAAGAUGAAGCACGCUUCCUUGAUACACUCACUCAAGUAUUGGGUAAUUUAUUUACUUCAGUCGUUCAAAAACCAUUAGAACAAGCUUUACAAACAUCUGCUUUAAUGGCCGCUCAAGUCCUUGCUGGUAUUGGUACUAAUGGUAUUAAUUUGUCAAAUAUCCUUGGUAAACAAGGUUUAAGUGAAGAUGAAGCACGUUUCCUUGACACAAUCACUCAAGUAUUGGGUAAUUUAUUUACUUCAGUCGUUCAAAAACCAUUAGAACAAGCUUUACAAACAUCUGCUUUGAUGGCCGCUCAAGUUCUUGCUGGUAUUGGUACUAAUGGUAUUAACUUGUCAAAUAUUCUUGGUAAACAAGAUUUAACAACUGCUUUAAUGGCCGCUCAAGUUCUUGCUGGUAUUGGUACUAAUGGUAUUAACUUAUCAAACAUUCUUGGUAGACAAGAUUUAAGUGAACUUGCUGGUCGUCAAGAAGAACUCCGUGGUUUCUUUGAUUCAUUGGGUCAAAAUCUUCUCAAUGGUUUACAAAGUGUUUGGACAAAUGUAAUUCAAGGUCCAGUUGAACAAGCUCUUCAAAGUGGUGCUCUUAUGGCCGCUCAAGUACUCGCUGGUAUUGGUACCACUGGUGUUAAUCUUGGUAAACGUGAAUUGAAUGAUGCUGCUCGGGGAGAACUCGUCGACAAUCUUGUUAACCAUGCCUCUGGUCUCUAUCAAAACCAACUGAAACCUGUAAUUGAAAAUGCACUCAACUCUGCUGUUCUUCAUCUUGCUGGUGUUUUAGCCAACUUUUCCCAAACUGGAAUUGGCCGACGUUAA